AUGAGUCAGUCGGAAAAAUCACAGAUUGACUGCCUUCACUUCCCUGAUUGUCUGCCACCUCCAACGCGGUCCUCAUCAGAGAGGAAAGAACCUCCCCCUUUAUGGAGAAAGUGUCUCGCCGAAGUGUUCGGGACGGCCGUCUUGUUGGCCUUCGGUUCGGGUGUCGUCGCCCAAGUGAACGUCUGUGGUCUCGGCAACUACCUCUGCAUAGCUAUCGGCUGGGCCCUCGGUGUUACCUUUGGGGCCUUAGCCAGCUUCAGAAUAUCUGGUGCCCAUCUCAAUCCAGCAGUCUCACUCGCCUCCUGUGUGUACAAGCAAAUGCCUUGGAAGGAGCUUCUCCCCUACGUCGUCUCCCAAGUAGUGGGAGCCUUUAUCGGUGCUUGCAUAACCUACUUGUGUUACUACCAAGAUUUCGAAGUACAAGAUUUGUCUAAUGCUGGGGUAUUCGCAACAUAUCCUAGAGAAGGCAAUAACGCCUUCAACUCCUUCGUAAAUGAGGUAGUGGGCAGUGCCCUGUUAACGGCUGCUAUCGCUGCUAUAACCGAUGCACAAGACGAGACCCCUGCUAAUCGUUUCAUCGUUGCUGGGUUUGUUGGUCUCGUCGUUCUGGUCAUCGGUUUGAGCUUCGGAGUAAACACCGGCUAUGCUAUAAAUCCAGCGAGAGAUUUCGGCCCGAGAUUGUUCAGUGCUUUGGCUGGAUGGGGCUCUCAAGUCUUCACAGCCGACAACUACUAUUUCUGGGUUCCCAUUGUAGGUCCUCUGGUCGGAGGGACUCUGGGCAUGGGUAUCCAAAGGCUUAUCUUGUGGUAGUUGCUGAGUACCGUUGUGUGCUCCAACUGGAAGGACUUACUUCACAGACGAAGGCUUGUUGGUAGCAAUAGUAUGUUCAUUUUUAUGAAGAAGGUGUUAUCGAGACUGUUCUUAUCAACAGAGGUUCCCUUCCUUAAUAGUAACAUUUACCAUUCUACUAUUCCCGUCUGUUGAGUGGCCUAUGCCCUAUAACUUA
Perkinsus marinus ATCC 50983 is the source of this 1006-nucleotide messenger RNA. RefSeq names its product Aquaglyceroporin, putative. The transcript has a single exon. Gene Ontology annotation, biological process: glycerol transmembrane transport; water transport. The record is from RefSeq and is a predicted model, not a curated record. Bases 1 to 810 code for a protein of 269 amino acids. Gene Ontology annotation, cellular component: plasma membrane. Lineage: Eukaryota; Perkinsozoa; Perkinsida; Perkinsidae. Gene Ontology annotation, molecular function: glycerol channel activity; water channel activity.